Mizuhopecten yessoensis (Yesso scallop) is the source of this 3270-nucleotide messenger RNA. Its product is annotated as neudesin-like. Lineage: Eukaryota; Metazoa; Mollusca; Bivalvia; Pectinida; Pectinidae. Gene Ontology annotation, cellular component: endomembrane system; membrane. The transcript is spliced from 5 exons. The record is from RefSeq and is a predicted model, not a curated record. Bases 27 to 545 code for a protein of 172 amino acids.
CGAAUUCCGGCAAACACUUGUCAAAUAUGGCCGAUGCCGGUAGACUGACGAUGAAUGUGUGGCAAAUGUUAUUUGUCGUUUUACUUUUAUUUUCCGUGACAUAUUGCAAGAAAUCUUCAAGAUCAGGCGGUGCCUAUAAGCAAGUAAAAAUAGAAAUAGAUCUUGGUCCUGAUGGAGCAGAAGCAAGGAGAUUUACUGCAGCUGAGCUUCGAGGAUAUGACGGGAGAGAUUCAAGCAAGCAUCUUUUGAUGGCGGUGCGAGGUGUUGUGUUUGAUGUGUCAGAAGGAAAAGAUUUUUAUGGACCAGGAGCAGGUUACCAUGCCCUUGCUGGCCGUGACGCUAGUCGAGCUAUAGCCCUGUGGUCACUAGAGGAGAAGGACAUGGUCCAUGAUCUGAGUGGGCUGAGUGACGAUUCCCUGAAGGGUUUGGAUGAUGUAUUCAUUGGUACCUACAAAAAGAAGUACCCUGUUAUUGGGUACAUGGACUACCUUAUAGAUGCAUACACUGAAAAAACAUUUGAAGACAGGUUCAAAGAGGAUUUAUAAACUCUCAAAAUUACAACUUCAUUAUACUAUGCAAUUUUGUAAAGUCUAAUUUUUACAGGACUAACUUGUUAUGCCUUAAUUUAUACAUAUUUUCGAUAUAUUUCAGAUGCAUGUACCAUAUUUUUAACAAGAUAUUAUUUAAUUAAAAAUAACAAUCUGGUUUUGGUUGUGGAAUGAUAUUAAGUAGGUACAGAGUGUAAUGAUUUAUUAAGUGAUUUUAGGAACAGUCGGUUCUAUUUUAUGCAAUUAGGAAAGAAGUGUACAUCAUGUUUAAUACGUAAAAUACUAAUAUCUCCUAUAGAGUUGUAUGUUCGACAUAUGGGAUUGAUGCUAUAAGUGGAGUAGAACUGUAUGAAUUGUGUUUUUUUUUAUGUAUUUUAUAUUCUAUAUAUAGAGGAAGUAAUUGUUGUGAUAUUGUACAUAAUGACGUCCUAUCCUUCCAUUUGUAUAAAUGAUCAUGAUGACAAAUCAAAGCAAACAAAGCAACUUCGGGAGACUAGCUCAACACAGGUCACAACUUUCCUCAUUUUACUAUCCAAAAUGUAACUGAUAAUUAGCUUUCAAAAUAAGAAAAUAAUUAAGAAUUGAUCUUAAAGACAUUUACUUUUUUUUAAUUACUUCAAAUAUGAUCCGACAUAGAAAAAGCAAGAGAGAGCAUUUCUUAUUAUAUGACAGUACUUUACUUUGUUUUGGAUGGGGGAGGGGGUUGUAUUUGAAAUGAACAUUGACGAGUCUUAAUGUGUCAUAACAAAAUAAUGCAUAUCUACUUAAUCUUCAUUAAAUCACAUUAUGUUUUCAGGAUUUACUUCAAAUUUACAUAAUCAAGAUAUUUGUAUGGUGUUAGUGAAGUGGUUAUGUACAAAAUGGUUACAAGUUGUAUUUUGUAAAUGGUGCUGGCUCGUUGAAGUUAAACUAUGUGAAUGGUGCUGACCUAUUUGUAAAGAUUUGUUACUGCAUUCCGUUAAAAUAUUGUGAUAAAAGAUUUAACAUUGAACCAAUUAUUCUCAAGUAUAAAUCAAACAUUGCUAAAACCAAUGUGAAUAAGUCAUGUAGUUGCUUUUACCAGUGUGCAGUCACCUUGACCUUGAAUCUCACUUUCCAGGUUUUAUUUAAUUGGCAUUGGUACAUGUGUAUUAAUCUUUUCUAUCUUCAUUUGAAGCGAUGUUUUCAUUUGUGAAAAGGCAGAUACUUCUGUGAUGGUUACUUUUUCAAUACUUUUAAUAUUGGAGUUUGGGGAGAGAAUUUUUCCAUUUCAAAAUAUUUAAACUUUGUUAAACAUAAUGAAUUGUACAUAUGUAUAAACUCGCCCUUUAAUAAGCCCAUGCCUGGUUAUAAGCCCACCUAUGCAAUGCAGUUCAUUAGAAAUGCAAACAAGUAUUAUUUCAUUGUCCUGUAAUAAGCCUACCCCCUACUUUGAGUCAGAGAUUAUCAUUAUGUGUUGCCCCCCUGGGCUUAUUGCAGGAUUAACAAAAUACAUCUUCAAUAUAUCAGGUGCUUUAAGGAUAACUGCCCAAUCUUAUACUUGUUGUUUUGUACCUUUAAACUUUGACCUUCAAUGAUCUUGAUCACAUGUACAUCGCACACAAUUUUUUUUUUUUGCUCAGUGUUUGCAUUUAUAGAGAACUCAUAUAAACUCUUUGACUAAUUUGUAUUUUUACACACGGUUUUUUACAAUGGUGACGUACCUGCUAGAAGGGGUAUAAUAUUAAUUACUCUAUCAUUUUUCUACUUUUACCUAUUUUGUUGAUCAGUAUUUGUAAAUGAAAUUUGUCACCAAAUGUCAAAAAGGAUAGCUAUGAUUUUUUUCUUUUACCAUUCCAUGGAGAUUUAUUGCAGGUUUCAGCAGUUGAUAUAUAUAUUGUUAAAUAUAAUACCAUGUUAAGUUUUUCGUAUACAGCUGGAAUUUUUCGGUCCAUUAUAUCAGCGAGUGAGUAUACAGUGGUAUCUCCCUAGACUCGGAUGUAAACUCGUCAGGAACAAAAAAAAUAUUGAGUUGCAACCGACUCCUGUCACUGUGUAGUGAAAUCAUGGUUGAGAAUCAGAUGGUCUAUUUAAGUAUCGGGCAAAUCAGGUAAAAACUUUCCUCAGAGUUAUAUCCAAAAUUGUCAUAUUUUUUCCUAUUUACCUAUAAAAUGUCACACUUCUCUCAGUUUUCAUUGUAAUGUGUAUUAAAACUUUACAAAAUCUUAUUUCAAAGAAGUAUAUAGAUCACAGUAUAAACAGGGUAAAAACAUAUCAAAAGUGUUCAAGGAUUUGUAAGGCAAAUAAAAAGGAUUAAAUGAGGUAUAAACCUCAUCUGGUAUUAAAGUCUAAUAGAUUUGUUUUUACCAUAAAUAUUUGACUUUGUUCGAAUAACAAUGACUUAUAUAGAGAAACAACAUAGUCAGGGGGCCUGUUCAAGAUAUCCAGGGUAUUUCAGUACUCUGGUUUUAACAGAGAAAACAUUUAUACAAUGUUUUACCUGAUGCUGUGGUUUAUUAUUGUUUUCUAUCGAAAUAACAGAAUAUGUCAAUAUGCAAACAUGAUUUUUGAAACAAACACCCAGUUUAGUUGACAUUCAUGUUUAUUUACUAAAACUGUCCCUGACUAAGAGAGAUACCACUGUACUUCUGUAUUUACAAUGUAGCGCAAUAUAAGUCAGUUUUAUUUGUCCGUCAGAAACUAAACUUGUUACAUAUGAUAGUUUUUAUGUUGGCCAUGGUACUCAAUAAAUUUUAAUAAUGAU